UGUCGUGGAUGGUCGUGGAUCAUCGUGAACGUUGUGUCAGGGCCGUGCUUUUCAGCCAUGCCUUGCCUAACUGUAAAAAAGGUUACGUUUAAAUGAUUCGUUUAAAUAUUAGCCCUUGAAAAAGCCUAGAACGAAACGUUGCAAUGUAACAUCUCGCAGACGAGAUUAAACAUGAAUCUCAUUUGCUUUAAUGAAAUGGAGUUGGGGUGUCUAUGUAAAAGUAAAUUAUUAUUCGAUCAAAUAUGUCGGUCGUAUUAAAAAAAAUUCAAUGGUGAAUAGAUGUGGCAAAAAAGUAACAUUUUCGACACGCACAAAUUUUUUACAAUGUCACUUGACAUUCUACAAGAAAAAAAUGCACAUACAAUAAACGGCAAGGGCAAUAUGUCGGUAGUGUCACAGCCUACUACUAGAGGUGGGCUUAGAGUUUACAAGAUAGUUGUCUUGGGUGAUGGUGGUGUUGGAAAAUCAGCUGUAACUCUGCAAUUCGUAAGUCAUAGUUUCCUCGAAUGUCACGAUCCAACAAUAGAGGAUUCGUACCAACAACAGGCUGUAAUAGAUGGAGAAGCAGCACUUUUAGAUAUUUUAGAUACUGCUGGACAGGUAGAAUUUACGGCAAUGCGUGAUCAGUAUAUGAGGUGUGGCGAAGGAUUCAUGAUAUGUUAUUCUGUAACAGAUAGACAUAGUUUUCAAGAAGCUUUAGAAUAUCGUAAAUCAAUAUCACGUGUACGGCCUAACGAGCAUAUUCCACUUGUAUUGGUUGGUAAUAAAUUUGAUUUACAGCAUCAGCGAGAGGUAUCAACAGAAGAAGGUAAAGCGCUCGCAGAACAAUUAGGCUGUCCAUUUUAUGAAACAUCUGCUGCACUCCGACAAUUUAUAGAUGAUGCUUUUUAUUCAUUAGUACGACAGAUACGUGCAAAAGAAAGAUCGCGUAAUUCAGUUCGCAAACAUAGUCGUUGGUGGCGUCUUCGUUCAAUUUUUGCUUUUAUAUAUAGAAGAAAACGAAGACAUCAUCAUCACCAUCAUUACUCUCCAUAAUAAUAAUCAAUUUCAAAGGAAUUUAUUAGAUACUCUACAUUAGUGAGAGAUAUAGAAAGAGAAGCAACUACUUUUGGGCUAAAAUACAACGAAGAAAGAUUUUAAUGAUUUUUAUAUUUUUAGAGUACUUUCCUAGGGAUUAAUAAUUUACUAACAUCACACUGCCUUAUCAUCAAAUCUACAUCAUAGGUAAUUUUGAAAUGAGAAAGUGGAUCAUAUAUUGAGGUGGCAUGCCUAUAUACUAGAUUUGUGUUACAUUGGUCCAAACUGUUGUAACAUGCCCCCAUAGAACAAUGUUGAACAUAGAAUUUAAUAAAAGAUUCACUUUCGCUAUAAGUAAAAAGUAUCAGGUAUUACAGCAAUACAUUCUACAUGACAUUAUUCUGUACAUGUAGCACAUUGUUCUUAAAUAUUACUCAUCUCGAAGGCUGUUGAUAAAUAUAUAAGCUCUUAUUAUUUAUAAGAGCUGGUUAUAUAAAAAAACAAGGAAGUAAAUACCUAAUAUGCAUUUCCAGAAGGGCAUACUUUUUAUUUUUAUUUUUUUUUUUUUUUUUAUAUUUUUUUUUCCUUUGAUAAAAAAAUACUGCAGAUGAAAAAGAUUUAGUAAUUACACUUAACAUGUUUAUCUAACCAAAGAAAUAAAUAUUAUUGAUAUAUUGCAGAAUCCAUAAAUGGGAAACCUAAAAUUUUAUAGCAUAUAAAUACAUGAAUAUGAAACGUUAAAUGAAAAUUUUAUAAAAUAAAUAUUUAAUAUAUUGUUUGACUUUUAUGAAAAAUGUAAAAAUUCUAUUUAUCUUCCUUUAAAUGAAGGCCUAUAUGAGAAGGCAACAUAAAUAUUGAGAAUAAUUUUUUAUACUAAAUUUAAUACAAAUUAUACUAGGUAUUAUAUAACGAUCAGAAUUGUGUAUAAAAUUAACAUUUAAAAAAUUAUAAUUUAGAUAAUAUAAAAGUCGCACAAAAAAGUACGGACUUUUGGAAGGGGCAGUCUUCAAUCAGAACACAUAUUUACAUUAGUAUAUGUAACAUUUAGUAAUCCAAAGACCCAUAAUAUGUAAAUAUGUAACAGUUGUAGACUAUCCCUUAAUUUACUAGUUGGCUUGUGGUAUAUAUGAAUAUUUAAAAGAAAUGUCUUUAAUAUUAAAGACAUUUCUAUCAUGUUACCACAUAAGAAAAAAAAAAAAAUGAAUUUAUAGAAUAAAUAUCUAGUCGUUACUUAAUAAUGUCCUAGUCAAAAAAAUUCUACAUUUUGUUAUAUGGAUAUCAAUAUAGUGUUAAAUAAUGCAGCUUGAAUAUUAUUUAUGUACAAUGUGUAGUAUAUUAAAAUAAAAUCGUCCUUAUAAUGCGUUUUAUAAUACGCACAAUGUACUCAUAAGCAAUAUAAUUAUAUGUGAAUCAUAAUGUUCUUUAAUUAAAUGUAAAUUGAAAUUUAAGUAAUUUAUUAAUUAGUUAUAUGAUAAAGAAGAAAAUAAUAUAUUAUUUUUAACAAAAAACCAACAAAUAGAUUGGCAGCAUUAACAAUUACUAUCACUAUAUAUUGUUUGCUAAUAUAUAAUUUAUAACAUGACACUUGUACAUUAAAGCUUAUAUCAUGCUAUGUAUUACCAUACUUAAACAUAAUUGAUUUAUUGAUUUGUCGUAUUAAUAAAUUUUUUGUUAUUUCUAGAUAAUUAUAUUUCUUCAGAAGUGUAUAGAAAAAUGAAUAUUAAGAGAAAAUACAAUUGUAUCAUUAUAACAUUGAUUUUUUUAUUCCAUAAUUUUACAUGAAAGCAGAUAUAGGUGAAUUAUUUUCUUGAGAAUAAUAAGUAUAAUAAUACUUAAUAUUGUUAUACUGCAUAACUAUGGUUAAAUAUUAGAAGCUAUUGAAUAUUAUUUCUAAAACUAAUCUAUUAUUAUCUUAGAACACCAAUUAUUAAAUUUGCUUUAAUUGUCUCAGCAAAUAGUAAAGUAUCAGUAAAUAUUAUUUAGCACGAGUAAAUAGAAUUUAGCAUGAGUAAAUAGAAUUUAGCAUGAGUAAAGAGUAUUUAGCAUGAGUAAAUAAGUAUUUAUAUCAUAGAGAUAUUUAAUUUGUCGUUUCAUUAGUUGGUUUUCUUUCUAUAUAAAAGAUACUUUCUAUUAUCGGUAUUUUUGGAAUAUCUACAUCUGAAACAUUUAGUUAAAUAUAUAUUUAUUUAAUAGUAUAAUAUGUAUAAAAUCUUUUAUUACCAUCUUUCAUUAUUUCGUCAUCUUCUAUUCCUUCAAUCGUGCUAUUUUCUAUUGUUGAAUCGAUUUCAGCUGAAAAAUUUUGUAUAUAUAUUAAUUCUUCUACAAAAAAAAUUACACACCGACUAAAUGACAAAAUGAUAUUUGUUAUAUAUAAUAUAACUAUAUAAAGUAUAUAUAAAGCAUGUAUAAAAAUAUAUAAAACAAAAAUGAAAUUUAAACUGAUAUUAUAUUAAUAUUCAUUACAAUAAUUUUAAAGUCAUCACAUUUCAACAAGAAAUACAUGUACAAGGAUUAAACAAAAUAAUGGAAACAUUUGAAAAAGAUAUACAUUUAGGAGCAUAAGCCUUUUUGGUCAUUUUCCAUACAUAAACCCGUUCUGUUGUUAGAAACAAUAAAAAAAGAUGACUCAUCAGACCAUAUUAUUUUUUUUUGUUCGCAGAAAUUCCUACUUUAUGAUAAUUAUACCAUCUUUUUCUCACUAUAACGUUGCUACCAGUAAUUAAAAACUUAGAAAUUGUAAUCCUACCAUUGAUGUUGAAUUUAUGAAGCUCUCGACGGACUGUUUUAGUUGAAACAGGAUCUUACAGAUAUUCAUUCAGGUUCUGUUGUCACCUUUUCUGCAGUCUUGAGAUUGCAAUCCUCUUCAAUAUUCGACGAUUCUUCUCAUAUAAGAUUAAUUUCCGUCCGCUAUUCUCUUCUUAGCCGAUGAGGUCUUUACGUGAUUUUUGUAUAUGCGUCAUAACCUUAAAAACUCUUCCUCUUGAUACACCAAAUAAAAUAAAAUAGCAGUCUUCGUUGCAAAUGUUUCAAUUAAAUGUGCACGAACAAUUAAUUCUCUUUAAAAAUCCGAUAAAUUUCCCAUAUAACAACAUCUACGUACUUACGAUCCGUUCCGCACGAGAAUAAAUAAUACACUGAUCUAUUAUAGAGGUUACUACAUAGAAUAAACUAACAUGACUCAAACGAUUCUAAGAAUAAAGAGGCAACAACUUGACAAAAACAAACGAACGUUACAGACAACGGAGAAGGUUAUCAACAACGAUAACAAUAGCGAUUAUCUUUGUUUUUCUUUUUUGUAGCUAUUCUUCUCAAACUAUCGAUCGAAUAUAUCACGCACUUUUCAUUAUAUUUUUAAAUAUAAAAUAUUAGUUAUUAUGAUCGCAAUAUGUAGAUUAUCGUUUGAUUUUUUUCGAUCAUUCAAUGACUGUUGCAAUAAAUGGUGGUUGUGACAUUAAUACAAAAAAGAAUUAUUGCAGCAUUAGAAGAGUGUUUCCAUUAUUUUGUCUAAUUCCUGCAUGUAUAUGUAUAUAUAUCCACGCAUAUCAUACAUACAUACAUACAUACAUACAACACACAUAUAUAUA
Vespula pensylvanica (western yellowjacket) is the source of this 4601-nucleotide messenger RNA. It is a transcript of the gene Ric, whose product is annotated as GTP-binding protein Rit2-like. The coding region runs from base 280 to 1035 and encodes 251 amino acids. Lineage: Eukaryota; Metazoa; Arthropoda; Insecta; Hymenoptera; Vespidae. Gene Ontology annotation, molecular function: GDP binding; GTPase activity; calmodulin binding. Gene Ontology annotation, cellular component: plasma membrane. The transcript has 5 exons. The record is from RefSeq and is a predicted model, not a curated record. Gene Ontology annotation, biological process: Ras protein signal transduction.